Messenger RNA from Dermacentor andersoni, 2703 nucleotides. Its product is annotated as mitochondrial inner membrane protein Mpv17-like. Gene Ontology annotation, cellular component: mitochondrion; cytoplasm; membrane. Gene Ontology annotation, molecular function: channel activity. Gene Ontology annotation, biological process: regulation of mitochondrial DNA metabolic process. The record is from RefSeq and is a predicted model, not a curated record. Lineage: Eukaryota; Metazoa; Arthropoda; Arachnida; Ixodida; Ixodidae.
GCUGGGAGCGCUUGCUCCUGACGUCAUCCGCUGCCGCGUCACUCGCGAUAAGGUGUUCAAGAGACCAGACGUCUCCUCUCGGCUCUCUUUCAUUCGCUGGACACGUGCCCGCGUUUUCGUUGUCGCCAGAGGCACGUCAGUGCAAUUUUAACGCGCUUGCUUCACUCGCUUAGCGACUGUGCGGUUCCGUAAGCGCUCGCCCGUGCAAAGCGUGCUACCGAGAGCCGGCGCGUUUGUUCUCCGUCGGCUUGCAGCGCUGCCGCAGCACCGGAUAUGCGGCAGGCGUGGAAUUUCUACGCGCGUAUGGUGCGCGAUCACCCGAUGAAGACGCAGAUGAUCACCACGGCCACAGUGAUGGUUUCGGGAGACCUGAUCGCACAGAAGGUGAUCGAACGCCGGCCCCACGUCGAUGUGCCUCGAGCGGCGAGGUUCUUCAUCAUGGGCGUCGGAUUCGUUGGUCCCGUCGUCCGCGGCUGGUACCUCAUCCUCGAACGGGUCGUCGGCAGUGGCGCCGGCACUGCGCUGGUGGUCAAGAAAGUGCUCUUGGACCAAACGAUAUUCGGCCCCAUGUUUGUGCCCAGCUUCAUGGUGGUUCUGGGCGCCCUUCAGCGACGCUCGUGGGACGACAUCAAGCAGUCAGUGCACGCGAACUACCUGCAAAUCCUGAGGACCAUGUACAUGAUCUGGCCCGUGGCGCAGUUCGUCAACUUCAAGUUUGUGCCCCUCAGCUACCGACAGCCGUUCGGCAGUGGCGUGGCUAUCGUGUGGAACACUUAUUUGGCCAGUAAAGCCAACAGGAUGCCGAGGACGGGCCCCGGAGAAGUGGCUUCGAGUUUCGCGGACUUAAAAGCUUGCGUUCCAAGCACAGGCAGCUGAUGAGCGGAAUACGUGCAGCCUCUGCGACCGCGGAAGCACAGUGAUAAUCGAAGUGAAAACCACCGGGAGGCGAACUGCGAAAGCCUUUCCACUGCGGGAAUGGAGAGAAUGAAAUGACACAUUUAUUUAUACAUAGCUAACCCUGUACAGGAUCUUAGCUAGAGGGUCAUCCAUAUGAAGAAAAUUAGUAUAUUUUUAAUUAGGACACAGACAUCCGAAAGUACUCGUUAUUGGAAGUAGCACUCAAAACACAACACACAACUAAACAGCACAUUUCACUGUGCUAGCAGAUCUCAGAUUGCAAAAGUUAUCCUGGAUGGCAAAGAUGAAUUCUUCCAGUGAUGUUCUGUUAAUGAAGGGCUCAGUCUAUUCGUCUCUUUCGUUGCUCGUGCCAGAAAUGAAUACCCAGAACAGUAGGUGUGGAACCACCAAUAUUUGAAUGCCUGCGUCUUGCUGGUCUUAUGCACAAAAUUGAGACGCAUUUACUUGCGUAUCUCGAUCGCGCUGUGAAUUAGUUGAUGCGUGAAUUUUAUGCAUGCUCAUCGAACUCCAUGCUGUAGUGGCAGAAUCCCUGCGUUUAGUAAUUGGGUUGGCGAGUCAGAGAAUAUAAGUUUAUUGUAGAUAAUUAAAUCCGCAUUCUUUUUGUAUAUCUUCUGGUUUUUUUCAUAUCGAGUUUAAUAAAAGCAUACCAUAUAUGUACGGCAUCGCACGCCCGCGUUCUAUGCCAGUAAACUUGUUUUCCGACGUGCAAACGCUAAAGGACGAGUUAUGUUCAAGAGGCACUUUAGAGCUGUUAAAAAGACGUCGUCUAUGUGCAGUACAUUAUGUUAUCAAUAUGCUGUCAUUGCGUGGCAAUGAGUGGGGAAAGUAUAUUGCAAGUUUUCCGUAGUGAGCGACACGCGACAGUGACGUCGCCAUGUAUUGAAAGGUGUAUUGUAAUCGAUGCCUACUUUACGUCCGCAAAUUCUCUACGUCAUGACGACUCAAAUUUCGGAGUUUUUAAUUGUAGCGAUAAAACGAGAGCAGUAUUAAGUGCGAAGUUAUGAUAAUACGCGUUCGCUUCCCGAGUUAAACAAGAAUCGAAACAAUACGAGCAAGCUGUUACUAUAAAAGAAGUAGUUAGCAUCAAAUUUCCCAUAAAGGAACCAAAUACAAGCUUGAAGGUAGAGAUGGCAGAAUUUCUUUAUAGUCUAGCUGAACAGUUCCUAGCUGCGCAAAAACCACAGCCGCUGUAGAUUGCACAUAUAGUUCGAUACACGCAAUUCCUUCCUGAACUACCCUAAAAGUACCCCCUACUUUCUUUUUCUAAGAGUGAAAUGGCAAAAACGGCUUUCGAUUGUUUAAUCAGAUAAAUAGUUCGUAAUUUCUAAACAUAGUGAAAUAUAAGGCUAGCAUGGGGUUCAUCUGAAAAAAAAAGAUGCCUUAUUUACAUUAUUUGAUUCAAAGAUCUAAUGGCCCUUCACAAUUGGAUGGCGGGCCAACUGAGGACCUUGCACAUAAUAAACAAUUUAUUGUAGAGCAGUUGGCUGCUUCAUGCGCUCACUGAGGAACUGUGGCGCCUCUGUGCAGCAUCUGCUGCUGUCGCCUUUGCCCUCGAUCAUCCAAUAGGCGUUGUUAUCCCUUCUGUUUGAACACAAGCGAAUAUUAGACAUUUUCCGACAGCGAAUUUUCUAAUGGAAUGCUAAUCAAAUGGAGAGAUUGCUUUAUGUGCAUUCGAUGUCUAGAGUGUUCGCACAUAUUUAUAAGACAUUAGUGUUCCUAUAAGAGGAUGCGUUGUUCAAACGGAGUUUAACGAGAAAUAAAUCCUGGUCGACUUGUUUAAAAAUA